GCGAUUCGACGUCGGCGGCAAACGCACGCCGCACCGACCAAGUUAUUUGCGCAACCGUUCACGUAAUACUUAUGUAAUUCGGCCCCAAAAUUUGAUCGCUAAAAUGCUGGCUUUCGAAUAAUGUGCUAUUUAAAUAUGUGCUAGUGUUGUGAAUAAUAUAGAAAAAAAUGAAAAUUAGAAAAUGAGAGCAGAAAAUGAUAAUAGCUCCGAUUAUACAAAUAUAUCAAAAAUGUCCAAAAUGGAAACGCAAGCGAAACACACCUACAAUGUUGACGAAAAUAUGAACAAAACCGAGACACUUACGGAAAUACAACGGUUUUACCAUGGCAAGAAUGUGCUCAUCACCGGCGCUACGGGCUUCCUCGGCAAGAUCCUGGUGGAGAAGCUUCUGAGAUGCUGUCCUGGAGUGGAGAACUUGUAUCUUCUAAUACGACAAAAAAAGGGGAAGGACAUUUAUACGAGAAUGGAGGAAAUUUUUGAUGAUCCGAUCUUCGGGCAGCUCAAGAAAGAAGUGCCGAAGUUCAGGCACAAGAUCGUGGUGGUGCCGGCGGACUGCGAGUCGGCAGGAUUGGGGCUCACGCUCUCCGACACGCAGAUGUUGACCGAAAAGGUGAACAUAAUAUUCCAUUCAGCAGCGACGGUUAAGUUUGACGAACAUUUGCGAGCUGCUUUGGGAACCAACGUGCGGGCGCCGCUCAGCCUUCUCAGGCUAGCCAGGGAUAUGAAGGGGUUAGAUGUUUUAAUGCACAUAUCGACGGCAUAUUCAAACUCCCACCUUCGUAAAAUAGAAGAGAAGUUCUACCCGUGUCAAGCAGAAUGCGACCAACUUCAAACGUUAAUAGAUAAACUGACAGAUGAACAGAUCAACGAUGUUUUGCCCAAAGUACUAGGUCCUUGGCCAAAUACCUACACAUUCACCAAAGCUCUAGCAGAGAAAGAAAUCAGGAGGAACUCCGGUGAUCUACCCGUUGGUAUUUUUAGGCCGGCGAUAGUGACUUCAACCGCAAAAGAACCUUUGAAAUGUUGGCUGGACAACAUGUAUGGACCUACUGGAGUCGCGGUUGGCAGUGCAACAGGAAUAGUUCGGACACUGCACUGUGACCCGGAAGUGACUGCGGAUAUAGUGCCCGUGGAUCUAGUCGUCAACUGCCUAAUCGCUUCUGCUAGGAGCGUUCAUAUAGCUUACAAACAAAGUCCACCACCUCCAGUACCACCGAUCUUCAACUACGUGAGUUCAGUCGAGAACAGAAUAACGUGGGGAGAUUUCAUGGAGCAAAAUGUCAUAAAAGUUGACAAAUACCCUUUCUCUAACGCUGUGUGGUUUAUUUCAUUGUCCCUAACGAAAUCAGCACUUCUAAACCGAAUCUGCAUAAUCUUCCUACAUUUGGUACCGGCAGCGCUGGUGGACGGCUUGGCUAUCUGCCUUGGGAAGACACCUAAAAUGCUGAAGGUGUACAGGAAAGUUCAUAAGUUUUCGUCAAUUUUAUCAUAUUUUUGCACAACCGAAAUUAAUUUCUGCAAUCGGCGGACGCGAGAGCUUUGGGACAAAACUUCUGAUGCUGAUCGACAGCUGUUCCCGUUCAGCAUGGCCGAAGUUGACUGGGAGGAGUAUUUCGAAGAGUACAUCGUGGGCAUCAGGCGGUACCUGUUCAAGGAAAGCGAUGACACACUACCCAGAGCCAGGAUUAAGUGGAAAAGAUUAUACUAUCUACAUCAGAUAGCACGAGUUAUUUUCCCACUACUAGUGUUAUAUUGUUUAUGGACACUUUUCAAAUUACUAUGGUGAUUUGUGUAGAAUAUGUACAAAUGAUGCGAAUAUUUAAAAAUAACAUACACUAAGUGCAAUAGCAAUUUGUAAAAAGCCGAAAAUAUGCUUUAAUUUUAAUAUUAACAAGCAAUCCGAGCGUUGCGCCCGCUAAAAUAGUGUGCUUUUUAUUAUCAACUAUGGUUAUGGAAUCAAAGUUAUACACCCGGCUGUGGUUUUCUUUUUUUUUUAUUUCUUUGUUGGGCGAAGGAAUCUGGUUAACGGCCAAUCAAAGGGGAAUAUAUUGUACUGAGUAAAAAUAACCAUGGGCAGGCAUUUUAUUUUCACAGUUGUAAAAUAAACAGCACAGACAUUAUGUAAGCGCAACGUUAAUAGAAUAUUCGAGUAAAAUAUUUUUUGUUACCAAAUGACUCACGUAUGAGUUAGGUACCUGAAAAUAGAGACGCAGAAAUAUAGCGCCAUCUAACGUUUCUGGCUGACAAUUAUUAAACAGGCUAGCUUAGCAGAUAAUUUUAAAUACAUAAAACUUCAAAAGUUCUAGUUCCAAUCUAUUUACAAAUACAUUAAAAUAUACGCACGUAGGGGUCCGUUGAAUUUUGAUAAAAUGGGCAUUAAACAUAGCAUAGAUUCUACAUUUACUACAUCUUAAAAUAUUUACACAUAAAAAAAAUAACAAGAUAAAUUAUACCUACGCUAGUUAGUCAAUCACCUUUAACGACAAAAUAUUCAACUCAAUAUUGUGGAACACCCUGUAUAAGUCAGUCAGUAAACGGUCAGUCAAACAACGGCUCAUCACUUGUAGGGGUAAUGUGAAUAAAUGUAAAUGUUAGUUUAAAUGAAAAUAUUAGUUACUGGAAAUAAAUAUUUUAUAUACAAAGGAUUUCGU
Molecule: messenger RNA, 2651 nt
Organism: Manduca sexta (tobacco hornworm)
Lineage: Eukaryota; Metazoa; Arthropoda; Insecta; Lepidoptera; Sphingidae
Product: fatty acyl-CoA reductase wat
Exons: 14
Coding region: 182-1786 (534 amino acids)
Biological process (GO): long-chain fatty-acyl-CoA metabolic process
Cellular component (GO): peroxisome
Molecular function (GO): alcohol-forming very long-chain fatty acyl-CoA reductase (NADP+) activity
Source: RefSeq, a predicted model, not a curated record